This is a messenger RNA of Colletotrichum lupini, 1131 nucleotides long. RefSeq lists its product as uncharacterized. The record is from RefSeq and is a predicted model, not a curated record. The coding region runs from base 1 to 1131 and encodes 376 amino acids. The transcript is spliced from 9 exons. Lineage: Eukaryota; Fungi; Ascomycota; Sordariomycetes; Glomerellales; Glomerellaceae.
AUGACAAGCUGGCCAUCAGAACCUGAUAGGGCUUCCCCUCGCAAGGCUGCGGAUGAAGCUAGACCUCUGGCCCUUCACGCCUGCUCCAACCCUCCGCCGCUCAACACUGAUCUCAAGAAAGAUUCUCGAGAGCACAAGGAGGCAAAGGAUGCCAUCGUUGCAGAAGUGGGAACGCCUCUAGAUGUUGGUGAGCGGAGUGAUCGAGAAAGCUCUGUAGGUGGAGACGAACAAGAAGACGACCACAUGGCCCUAGACUCAAUCCCUUCACCUACCCCGCAUGGCCGUGGAGAAGCAAACACGAAUGCAGAGCCAAACGGAAACGGAGACAGGGCGAGGGGCGAAGACCAGGUCACGUGUGUUAUCCACCAAAACCGGGGUAUCAGAGAGUUCGACACCAAAGAGCUCAAACCAGGCGGUGUCCAACGAUUUCGGCAACGCUUUGUGAAAGAUGGACUUGCCACGCUCAUCACCUCCUCCGACUCAACUACAGUUCAGAAUUCAACAGCGGACCAAGAUUCUCGGAGCGGCGUUUCUCUUCCCCCUCCUGCUCAUUCUCUGUCAGAGAGAAGUCGGUCUAGCUCGUCGCGGCAGAAUUCCGGAUCGGGUACUUUUUCGUCAAGACCAGGAUCAUCAACACCGGUGUCCGAAACGUUACGGUCCGAGGAGGUGGCAUUCCAUCCAGAAGAACAAAACCCUCCCCAGUACUUGCUGCUAUGCGUCAACCUGAAAAGCCUUCCGGUAUUGAAACAUAUCGACUGCAGUUCUUUCUGGAAUGACCAAUACCUUUUCCAGCAUAUCUUGGAAAGAUAUCAGACAAUACGUGAGGAGUCAACCUCGGAGAAUCUCCCUGCUUUUCCCCCGUUGGUACGCGCAAUACUGGACAAAGGAGUGGUUUUUCUCAGGAAAAAUACUCCGAGCUGGCUGGAUUGGAUGUUCAAAAAAUUUCAAAAGUUGUCCGAAGCUAGUCUUUUCAGUAUGCACACUGGCGAUUACGUUCAGCUGUUGAUUCCAUUCCAUCGUGGCAUACAACGCUCUCUGGGCAUCGACACAGCGACAACUACUGGAUCACAACAUUUCCAAAACAGCUUCGGGGGCCGCUACAUCGCCUACCAGGAGCGCGCGAAAGAGUAA